Molecule: messenger RNA, 1614 nt
Organism: Alternaria postmessia
Lineage: Eukaryota; Fungi; Ascomycota; Dothideomycetes; Pleosporales; Pleosporaceae
Exons: 3
Coding region: 1-1614 (537 amino acids)
Biological process (GO): regulation of transcription by RNA polymerase II
Molecular function (GO): DNA-binding transcription factor activity, RNA polymerase II-specific; RNA polymerase II cis-regulatory region sequence-specific DNA binding
Source: RefSeq, a predicted model, not a curated record
AUGUCCUCUCCCAAGGACAGUAAAAGUAGUCUUCCUACCGUGACCAAAACUGAAGCUGCGACCACGGAAGCGGCCACCAACGCAGACACAGCAAAGCCCCCAACCUCAAAUGCCCAGCCGCUUGCACCUCCACCAAAGCCAGCACCCGCGACCACUGGAGAUACACCAGACUACUUCAACACCGUACACAACCCAUUCUCCCUCGAGCCCAACGUCUUUGAGCAGUCCUUUGGCGGCGAGUCUGGAAACUUGCAGACACCUGGAGGCCGCCCUAUUCUUCCACCCGUUGCGAACAUUACGUCACCGGCACCCCUACCGGGCAUCACACCAGGGUGGCAGGGCUUACGCGCAGGACCCUUGAGCCCUGCUAUGCUGAGCGGCCCGACUGGACAGACAGAUUAUUUCAGCGAGUCAUUCCGAGGCUUCCCAACACCAAACGAAUCCUCUCUCCGCACCGGCCUUACUCCUGGCGGCGGUGGUUCCAUGUUCCCAGCCCCUAGCCCGAACACCCAAGCCAUCUUCAACCUCCAGAGCGCUGGCGUAACACCCGGCACUGCCGACUUCCAGCAAUCUGCCUUGCGCGCAGCUGCUCAACACCAAGCUGCUAACAACAACAAGUCCACGUCUAACGCACCUACGUCGCAGCCAGAAGGCGUGACCGCAGGCAUGGACCGUCCUAACAACAACUACCAGCAGGUGCAGCAGUCACAACAGCGCGCCCAGAACGACCCAUAUCCAAACCAUGACGUCAGCAGUGCAGCUAACGAUCUAUUGUCCUUUGCCAGUCAAAAUGGUGCUGCACGCAACAACCAACCACCUUACUCCAUGGCUCCACAACAGCAAUCGAUGAACGCUGGGCAUAUGCCUGUCCAGCCUGUCAACGCCAACCAUGGUCGCCGUGAUACCAAGGGUUCUAUUAAUAGCGUUCAAUCUGCAGAGACCGGUGACUUCUCAGAGAGCGGCCAGAGUGAGCAAAACAAGACUGGUACACGGUCGCGCGCUAAGAAGGGUGCCGCUAACGGCAAACAAGCUGCCGGAAACAAGCGCAAAGCCGAAGAUGGCCCCAAGAACUCAAGAAAGAAGAGCAACGCCAACCAAUCCAUGGGCGACGACAUGGACGACGGCGACUCCGAUGACGAGAACAACAUCAAAGAAGAGGAAUACGAUAGCAAGGGUCGCAAGAUGACCGAUGAGGAGAAGCGUAAGAACUUCCUCGAGCGCAACAGGGUCGCUGCUCUCAAGUGCCGACAGCGCAAGAAGCAGUGGUUGGCAAAUCUUCAAGCCAAGGUUGAACUAUUCAGUACAGAGAACGACGCGCUCUCUGCCACUGUCACACAGCUUCGCGAAGAGAUUGUCAACCUCAAGACACUGCUUCUUGCUCACAAGGACUGCCCCGUAUCGCAGGCUCAGGGCCUACAUGGAGCUGCCAUGAAUAACUUCCUCGGAAGCGACAUCAGCCAUCAAAACCCAUAUGGCAUCGCUCAACUGCAACCCAAUGGCGUCCACAUGAUGCCGAUGCAGCAAGGCCAGAUGAUGAACCGGUUCGUAUACCAAUCCCAAAGGAACCAGAGCCCUGAUGAACAGGAAGACGGCCGGUAUCCAUCAAAGUAUUGA